Molecule: messenger RNA, 802 nt
Organism: Tribolium castaneum (red flour beetle)
Lineage: Eukaryota; Metazoa; Arthropoda; Insecta; Coleoptera; Tenebrionidae
Product: calaxin
Exons: 3
Coding region: 94-765 (223 amino acids)
Molecular function (GO): calcium ion binding
Source: RefSeq, a predicted model, not a curated record
UAUCUCUAACCGUUUUGGCAGCAUCUUGAAAAAUACGAGACAAAGUGCGCAAAUUAAAAAAAAUCUCAUGACAGUUAUGUGACAGUCGUCAAAAUGUCGUUUGGGGUCAAUUUGGACUCCUCCAUGGACUCCAUGGAGGAGACCCGCUUUAAGAAAAAACACUCAGAUCUGAUACAAAAACUCGCCAAAAAACUACACUUCACUUAUACUGAACUCGAAUGCAUCUUUAUCAUCUACUACAAGCUGCAAAAAGACAAUGCUGAUAAGAACCAGAACGGAAUUUCCAAAAACCAACUACGUGAUGUCCUCCAUAGUGGUCUGGACAUGACAGAUGAUGGGCUAAUGGACCGGAUUUUCUCAGUUUUUGAAAGGGGCCCCAGCACGUGUGUCUCAAUGGAGACUUGGGCCACGGCUUUAUCGCUUUGGUUGAGAGGGACUUUAGAGGAGAAAAUUGACUAUUGUUUUUCGGUUUAUGAUCUUCUGGGUGAUGGUUUAAUUGGACGCGAGACAAUGUUUUAUUUUUUGAGGACGUCUCUGAUCAGCCAAAGUAGCGAAGACGAUGCCGAGGAGUCGGUCAAAGACAUGAUUGAAGUAAUUACGAAAAAAAUGGACGUGGACCGUGACGGUAAAAUCUCCUACAAUGAUUACAAAACCACAGUUUUACACCAACCCAUGAUGUUAGAAGCCUUGGGUCAGUGUCUACCAACCCGUGAAGCUGUCCACACUUUCAUAACAACAUUUACCCCAAGAAUUGGCAAAAUGUAACAAAAAAAAAAAAAAUAAUAAACGAACCUCAACUUCA